This is a messenger RNA of Lytechinus variegatus (green sea urchin), 5240 nucleotides long. RefSeq lists its product as uncharacterized. The transcript is spliced from 11 exons. Gene Ontology annotation, molecular function: protein binding; DNA binding. Gene Ontology annotation, cellular component: nucleoplasm. The coding region runs from base 267 to 4883 and encodes 1538 amino acids. Lineage: Eukaryota; Metazoa; Echinodermata; Echinoidea; Temnopleuroida; Toxopneustidae. Gene Ontology annotation, biological process: double-strand break repair via homologous recombination. The record is from RefSeq and is a predicted model, not a curated record.
AUGAAACCGUAUAUAGAUGAUCGAUUCGCUAAUAAAGCUGUGCCAAGCAUGGACCCAAAGUCAGGGGCAGGGCAUGCGGAUGCGAUGGUGUUACUGUUUGAUAAAAUAAUUGGCAAAUUAUUCAAUCUGGAUUGCACUGAUUAAUAAUUCAUUGUUAAGGGUAGAUUGUUUCAUUACAUUAGCUGAAUUAACUGCUUGAAGAGAAAUUGACAGGCAACAUUGAAGAGAAGUAUUCCACAUCUGAAAGGACCUCUGACUUUUUCACCAUGGCAAGCCCUUCAGCUGGAUUAACCAAAGAAGAGAUCAAAGAACGUCUAGCUCAGAUGAAGAAACAGUAUGCACAGAUGCAGAAAAAGCUUGAGAAAUCUGACAAGGCUGCUAGAGUGAAGAGGCAUGUGAGCAAAAAGAUUGCUGAUUACAAGCGGAAGCAGUCAACAGGAGGAUCUCCGGAGUGCACCAUCUUGAGAGCAGAUGACGUAUCCACAGUCACCACUGGGAAUACAAGAAGCCCAUCUCUGUCCAAAGACAAUAAAGUGUGUCUGUCUUCAGAACUCAAACGAUCCACCUCAAGGAAGAAGAGUGGUAAGCGUCGGAGCGUGUCCUUCGUUCUUUCACCUCAGUCAACACCAACAAGCAGCAGACACAAUGCUGUGCAAGGGACUGAGGUGGCCAGUGCAAUAUCAGGAGAUGAUCGUUUGGGAGUGAAUUCACAACAUGACUGUCGUAUGUCACCUGAGCCACACAUCCAGAAUGCAAGCAGGCCAAUGAAGGAGUCUGGAGAUGCACCCAACAAGAUUUUGUUCAGGAGUGGCAAAUCUCAGAAAAGAAAACCGUUGGUACAUGUAGUUCCAUCUGGAGAAAUUGGCGUUGACCAGUCAACAGAUCUCAAUGAAGGCUUUGUGUCAACAGAUCUCCAGAAUUCAGAACAGAAAAAAGACAAGGACAUCACUACUGACAAAUCUAAAACAAAAUCAGAUCCGGGGGAUUUCAUGAAACCUGACAAGGAUUCCCCAGAUGCAAAAACACCCCCAGAGGAUACCCAGUUUGAUCUCUUUGCUGAUACAGAUGAACAAAAUGAAUUUCAGCAUGCCACUGAGGUCUUGUUCCAUUCUCCAGUCAAUAAUGACAGUGCCUCAUAUGACAAGAUGAGUGCAGCAUGUGCACCAAUGCAGACUGUGUCAUCUUGUGAACUAAACACCUUGACAACAAAACAAACUGAAAAGGAGCCACAACCAAAUUUUGUCUCGGGGUGCAGGAUGAAAAGGCAUGAGGAUAUAUCACAGGAGUCUGUUAUUAUACUUGACGAGACUCAAAUAGAUAUAUUUCAGUCCCAGACUACCAGUAGGUGUAGUCAAAACAAUGAGAUUGAAAUCUUGGAAUCAACAGGAGUACAAGAGGCACUUCCUAGAAGCACAUCAAAUACUUAUUCUGGAGCAGUGACUCUCAAGAAAAGCCCAUCUAUGAUGGUAUCAGAACCAGGUUAUUCCCUAAAGAAUCCUAUGCAUGUGAAGUUAAAUAAAGACAAGAUGGUGUCCGGUGGACAUCAAGAUAUGAACCACAGUGUGCCAGAUGAUGAAAGUGCAGAAGAUCCAGACGUCAUUCCAAGCACCUUUCCUGAGGAUCAUGAGCCAUUGACAAUAACAAAGAACAGCGUAUCCAAUCAGAAUUCUAGCACAGGCAAUUCAGAUGUCAUGAAAACUAAUUGCAAUCAAGAUAAAAUGCCUUCACCUCAAAUUGAUGAACACAAAAAUGAUUUCCAAAGUUCAUCCAAACAUAUUGUGGAUGAAAAAGGAGACAACAGUGAAUAUGAAAUGAAGGGCAGCAGUCAGGCAACUGAUGUUAAAGAAGUAGACUUAGCUGUAACAAAAUCCAGAUUGUCUGGAAAUGGGGAAAUAGUACACAAUGAAGAUGCACAGUGCGUAUUGAGAAACAAUGACGUUAAAAAGGACACCAAUCAUGUUGAUCCAUCUUCGGUCCACCUUGAUUCUCAAAACAUUCUGGUUAGCUACCAAGAAUUGACUUCUCAAAUGAUUGAUACAUCUCCUGAAGGAAAGGGAAGGACUGAUACCCAGAAGAGGACGAGGAGGAGAAAGAACCAAAGAAGCAUUGACAAUCUCUCGGUGGAUGACAUCAGUUUGAAGGAUUUUGUAGUGUCGCAACAGAACAGCCAGGAGGGCAAUCACACCUGGAUCGACGGACUAAUGUACCCAGCAGAAUACUAUGUCAGGAAGACCAGGAGCAUGUCGAGACCUUCGCCCAAUCUACAUUCUGCGCCGGUUCUUGGACAGAAGCGUUUGUCUAAAACUUCUCGGGGGAGAAAGGGGUCUGUGACGAGGACCACUCCCAAUGGUGUGAUGAGUGAGCCAGUUCAUACCGAAUUGCCUGAUGUUGGCAAGAUCCAGGCGGGAAAGGAAGGGUCUGAAACUGUGUCUUCAGAAAACUUGGAAUCGGGUAAUAAUGACGCCUGCUUAUCAGUAGAACAAUCUCAGGACUUCGUUAGAGGUAGACAAAUGGCAAUAAGUGAAUCUGUACAUGACAAGGAAUCACAUCCUCCAAGGAAGAUGAAAGUUUUGCGCAAAGCAUCAACUACUAAAAGGAAGCAGGGAAGAAAAACCUCUCGCAAGAAACUGGAAAGUGACUCGGAGUGUACCAUUACACAGGCAGCCACAACUUCUCCAACAGGAGCCCAUUUUAAUUCAAACAAUGGACAAGAUGAAUACCAAAAUGAAAGGCAGGAUAAUUGUGAUCAUCCUGAGCCAACAACUACUUUUGAUAAUGAUCAUAGAUUACCUAAUGGAGAAGAAAACAAAACUACGUCAUCUAUUUGUCAACUUACAGGGGGUUUGGCUUCACAGAGGAAUUACGCCAAAGACACAAUAUCAGUUUCCUCAGGCUUGGUGUGUGAAGAUAGUAAACACUUCUCUAUCACUCAGAUGACAAAUAAUCCACUGGAGAGCCAGUUCACACAGACUCAGGUCCCAAGUAACUUUGCCUUGCCAAAGGUAUUUGGUAGUCCUGGACACUCCACCCAGUGCCCUGUUGGUCUGUCCCCAGUUUCUCCAUCUUCCACACCCAUGAAUGCACUUUGCAGCCCGACCUUGAUGCCAACUGCAUCUCAUCAUGGGAAUGAAAUGGAUCCUAUUCAAACUGGGGAACAUACAUUUAAGCAACACUUUGAAGAUAACCCGGAGUGCAAUGACCAGCAGUGGAUGUCAGAAGUGUACCUUGCAGAUGUUGUACCUGAGGUUCCAGCCGAUAUUGAUUCUGAACAUCAAGGCUUGGACAGUCAACACGACGUCCAUGCAGGACGUUUAUCUCUUGAUGGAUGUGAUAUUUCACCCUCAGAAAAUCCUGAUAGGAAUGAGCAUAUCCUGCCAACUCUGCAAGAUGAUCCCAUAAUAGACUCAAAAGUUAGUGACAUUCUUGUGAAGAAUGGGACACGACUUGUUGGCAGUGUCAUAAAAAAUGAACACAAUCUUCCAGGAGGGCAUGAUCAGGAUUCAGAGGAUUUGUUUUCCCAACUGCAUGUUCCUUUCAACGAUGUCCAGGAUGAUAAGUGUGCAUCUGAAAGGACUCCUGCCAAUGACUUCAAAGACAAAGAACCCAUCACAGAGCACCUCCCGUCCAGUCUUCCAGGUGGUCCUUCUAGCCUUUGCAGCAACAUAAACCAGGGAUCCCCCAUGGCCGAUGCAGCUACUGGGACUCCGCCUGAGGUUGCUGAAAUGCCUCAAGCACAAUCACAGUGCACAGACUCCUUGAAAAAUGGAUCAGAGAUUGAUAGGCAUUCUGUGAAAGAGACAUCUGAAGAUGGCUUUAUUGUCAAAGAAUGCUUCCAGUUCAAAGGUUGCCUUGAGCCCAGAUCAGAGCACUCACUAGAAGUCCAGAGUAUUGUUUCAUCUGUCUUUAUCACUGAUGAUGUAUCAGAACCUCUGAUAGCUGCCGUCUCUCCUGAAGAGAUCACAUUCUGGAUACUUCGCAGUGACCAAGAUGGAAAGAGUUUUCAAGCUUUGUGUUCAUGGAGUACAAAUGAGAGUGCCUUGAAGGUAACCAUGUGUGCAGUACUGCCAGGCAUGCCUGACGUCAUUGAAGCUCUUGUCGUGGUUGGAGGUCAGGAAAAGACUCACAGUGUCAGUUUGAUCAGGUGGGACUGUAAGAAAGCUAGAUGGAAUGAGUAUCCAGUCUUGUCUCCUGCCGAUGGUUCAUCCUGCUCAUCCCUCUGUGGUCUUCAAGGAGAGGAGGCUGCUGUAGCUAUCCACAAAGAGGCUGUUGGCUCCGAAGUACUGGUCAUAGGGCUUGACACGAAAAACAGUGAAAAGCAGGACUUUCCAGUCAUGACCUUGCCAGCCUUGAAGGAAAGAAUAAACUCACUGACAGUAGUUGAAGGUGCUGAUCACAUGCUGCUUGGAAUGACUAACUCAGAGGCUUUGCUCUGGCAUGUCCCAUCCCGUCAGUUGGUUCAAGUGUUUUGCCUGAAAGAUCAGAAGCUGAAUUACUCUAUUGAAGCAACUGCAGAAUCAGGUCUACUGUUCUUGGUAGCUUAUAGCAAGCAACUCAGUAACUGCAAAGACCACUAUGAGGAACCCUCUUGCAGUCUCCUGGUUCUCAAUCCUCUGAACGGCCGUUCAUCCACACUGUUGAACUACUCAGCCCCAUGCAUGCAGCCUGGAGUCCAAAUCUGUGACGUGUCGAUGUGUCCUGAUAAGACCAUAGCAGCUUCUUUGACGAAUGGCCACACCUGUCUUUGGGAUCUCUACUCCAGCCGUUUAUUACUAGAGGCCUGCCUUGACCCACCCCAGAGCUCUACUCCACUGUGUAUGCUGGAUGCCAAGACCUUGCUGCUCGGUGCGGAUGGCUGUGUCAGUAUUUAUGAAAGGAACUUUUGAACUGCUGCAAUAGAAUGUUUAAUGUAUUCAUUAUUUUUUUUUAAUUGAACUGCACUUUGAUUAAAGGCAGUCUGCACUGCCUGUGAUGGUGAUAAUGGUAGUGAUUUGUUUACCUGUUUGGUAAUGAAGGAAGAAAGCUUGCAAACAAGUUGCCCAGAGGACCAAAGGCUCGAAGUCCCCUCUGAGGGACCUAUAUCAUAAAGAUGAAUGCCUUCCCAAAGGGCAGCAGUGCACCAAGUGGCUCCUGGGUUACCAGAAUGCAAGAUCACCAAUGUAUUGACUGAGCUAUGGUACCUGCAUAAAAGUUUCAUUGGCUUCCCAAUCCCCCAUUAUUAUGGAGAUGCCGAUUUUGGAAGA